UCGUUUGGUCGCAUUACUUCCUACUCAACACACGCAGGGUGUGCUCUGGGGUGAAACACAGAAAAUGCCUAGCUCUUGCAGCAGUACCUGAGAUUACAGGACGAGCUAUGCCAUAUGCAAUAACGAAAAAGUUGGACCUGGAGCUGCUGCCAGUACUUUCGCACGCCGUCGUCGUGCACUAGUUGAGCUGAAUUGCGCUGCCCUUCAAGGAUAGAGGCGAAGCAGGGAAGAGAGAGCGAGAGAGAGAGAGCAGAUUUUUUCACGUGCUCCCGAUCUCUGCAGGGGAAGAACACAGACCUGAACCAGAAGAAAGCGGCCCCAGUAGGUCUCGUCGUCGCCGUACCCCAGAAAGAAGAAGCAGAUCUCGACUCUUGCAGUUGCAGGUGAGCGUCGAGGAGCCGCAUCAUGGGAACUUUCAUUGGACACAUUCUUCCCGGCAUGGGCUUCAUCUUUAUCGGCCUCUGGCACCUGUACAACGUGAUAAGAAACUAUGUGGAAAGCCCUUGGAAUUACAAUUCGAGGGCCUGGUUCCCGACCAGGAUGAAGGGGGCUUUGAAGUACUUGGAACCGCUGGCAAUUAUGUUCGGGUCGCUGCUAUCAAUCUCGGCAGAGCUUUUCAUCUGUCCGUCAGCGCACCAGCCCCUUGCCGAUGACUGGUCGAUACCGAGCAAUCACUUGAAUAAUUUCGAGCACUCGACAAUCUCCCUGUUCUUCUUCAUAUUCGGGGCCAGCUGCCUGUGCAGCGAGCUGACCAAAAUUCAUCUUCCCUUCGGCCUCCUGCACCUCAUGGGAGCUUUCGCCUUCAGCCAGGAGCUCAUUCUCUUUCACUUCCACUCCGCGGACCACAUGGGACUGGAGGGCCACUAUCACUGGCUGUUGCAGAUUCCUAUCUUCGUGGGUCUGGUGUGCGCCCUGGUCGAAAUAGCAGCAAAGAAAACGUUCGUGGUGUCGUUCGUGAGGAGUGUGUCCAUAUUUCUCCAGGGCUGGUGGUUCGUCCAGAUGGGACUGACUCUGUGGAUUCCUGCUUUCACUCCCACGGGCUGCCAAAUGUCGGAACACGACGGUCACGAGGUCGUGCACUGUGAGACUAAAGAGGAUGAUAUGAGGGCCAAGGCUCUGGCAAAUUUGUACUUCAGCUGGUAUUUGGCGUCGAUCUUGAUAUUCUCUCUAUGCCUGUACGUGGGCAUGAUGUGUCACUUCAGCAAGCAGGUGCACUACGAACCAUUGGAGCAUAAUUUGAAGAUAGAACGCUCUCUCAAAGAUCUCGAAUCCCAAAUCUCUCCCAGGAGCUCCAACGGCGAUGGGUCUCUCAGCGUAGAGGAGAUGCAGGGUUUAACUUCCAUUGAGUUGGAAAGAUAGGAUCCGAUCAUCCGCUGGAAGCGACUGGACGACUGACCUCAGUUUGUAUCAAAACGUAACAUACUUACCACCUAGUAGGACGACAGGGAACAGGCAGCUGGUAUCACUCUGAAUUCAUGAUGCUUCCUCAUACUAUCGGUCGUCGUCCAGAAACGUGCACACUACGACAAUUUUGCCGACAACUCCUUUGUAAACACAACGUCAUGAUCCUCGGGAGUCGGAGAUAUUUUUGGCACAGCAAAGCAAAGCAAAGCAACUACAUGUACAUACACAUUAGUUUGUGAGAGUUAAAUGCUACGACUUGUAUCGUUGUCUAGAUUGUUUAGUCCUGUGUGAUUUGCUCUACGUGACAAAGCACGUUUCAUUGAUCUUACGUCAAUACGUUCCGUUCCCAGCUCUGGAAAAUUUCAAGUGAAAUUGCCCCGCACAAUCCGUGUACGAAAAGGGUGAUGGCUCUUGUCAUUGUUCGCAACCCUCUGCAAUAAAUUAUUGCAUUUUUUUGCAGUCCGGGCUCUCGCGCUCUUGCGCUGUUUGGCUCUCCUCUUUGUCCAGAACUUCUCCGGCUCGGAACUGUCGAUCAAUAUUUUACAGCUGAAUUUCUCGUUUGCAGCCACGAGAACCGGACGAUGGUUCUAUAAUAAAGCAAUGUUCUCGCUGUACUUUUCGCGUUUAAAUUAUCAUUCCUUCUAGCUGCCUGUAGUUAUAUGAUAGAAGAGUCGGACUUGACAGGGGAGGGUGCUGUACUUUUCGCGUCUAAAUUAUCAUU
Molecule: messenger RNA, 2125 nt
Organism: Marchantia polymorpha subsp. ruderalis
Lineage: Eukaryota; Viridiplantae; Streptophyta; Marchantiopsida; Marchantiales; Marchantiaceae
Source: the annotation of a GenBank genome assembly